AUGCGCCACAACGACGACAGCAACACGGUCGACGUUCGUGUCAUUGGUCCCAAAACGAUGAAAGACCGUGUCCUUACGGGCCUCGUCACGGAUUUUGCGAAAUCUUUGGCGAAAUACUUUGGCGCCGACCGUUUUCGCUGGGAACGCGACUACGCGCCGUCCUGCGACGCGAAGCACGACGCCUUCUUGGUAUGCGGUGAAGACGAGAGCAGCGACGAAGAUGAAGCCGACGAGGACGACGAAGACGAAGCCGAGGUGCAUACGAUCCGAUCCGUGCUUGGGACGGGGUUGUGGGCGUUCCGUCAAGACGUGUGCUUGACGGUCGCAUCGGGCAGCUGGGGACUUGUCUCGGAUCGCGAACGGCUUUCCGAAUUGACCGAGAUGGUCGGCAGAGCGAUCCGAAGAAGCGCGCAGCAAAGAAGCAACUUUAUCGACAACCGCCGCGUGAACCGCGAGGUCGCCGAUGUUCUCGGAAGCGGCGCGUCGUUUCCAGACUUUUGCGCGCCGCUGAGAAAGGCGGUGGCGUACAAGACGUUUUCCAAGUCCAACUAUCGCCGUUGGUGCGUGACCGUGUGGAUGGAUUCGGGAGCCUACACGACAUGGGUCACCAUGGGCCAGCCCGACGAGGCCGCCUUCAUAUUCUUUGGCAAAAUCGAAGGUUUCUUGAUGCCGAUCAACUCUGGGAUGCACUGGACGCUCGACAAGAUCACCUCGCCCGGCAAGCUUGCGGGUCCAUGA
Molecule: messenger RNA, 738 nt
Organism: Saprolegnia parasitica CBS 223.65
Lineage: Eukaryota; Oomycota; Saprolegniomycetes; Saprolegniales; Saprolegniaceae
Exons: 8
Coding region: 1-738 (245 amino acids)
Source: RefSeq, a predicted model, not a curated record